UACAUACGAUAAUAUUAAAAUGUUUUGCAUUUGAUGUUAUAUAUAUUGUCUCUAUCUCCAACACAAACUCAUCAAGCAAUGGAUUCUUCUUCCGCCAUCAUCAAGCAACAAAGCAAGCAUGUUUUCAUGGCUGAGCAGGAGGAAGCUCAAGAUCAUCAUCAUCAUGAUCAUCUUGACUCAUCAUCAUCGGAUCAGCUUGCAACUGGCCCUUUGAGUGAUCUGUCUUCUCUCCUUCAACAACUUCCCAUUAAGAGGGGGCUUUCAAAGCACUACAAAGGGAAGUCGAGGUCGUUUACUUCAUUGUCGGACGUUAGAUGCAUGGAUGAUCUUGUGAAGGCCGAGAAGCACCGUUACAGCAAGAAGUUGAAGCCAUGCAAAAGCUAUGUAGGGUUAGUUCCUUCGUCGAGGGUCAUUUCGAAGAAGGGUUCAUGUUCUUUCCUCGGUGCAAAUAGAAGGCCUCCCAUCCCAGUACAAGUAGCAUCUCUAUCCAAACCGCUUUGUUAGCUUAAAAGGAUGGAGUAGCUAGAUUCUUUUUUAGAAAUUGAUCUGAAGUUCCAAACUCAUGUAUGUUUUCCUUGUUUAUCGGGAGACUUGCAUUUGUUAAUUGGAUAUAUGUAUACAUGGCAAUCGAUGCAGCACCAUACUGCACGCGCGUCAGAUUGAAGUUAUAUAUAUAAAUAUAUUUUCUUUGAA
This is a messenger RNA of Corylus avellana, 693 nucleotides long. Lineage: Eukaryota; Viridiplantae; Streptophyta; Magnoliopsida; Fagales; Betulaceae. The record is from RefSeq and is a predicted model, not a curated record.